This is a messenger RNA of Mizuhopecten yessoensis (Yesso scallop), 1248 nucleotides long. Its product is annotated as galactoside 2-alpha-L-fucosyltransferase 1-like. Gene Ontology annotation, biological process: carbohydrate metabolic process. NCBI's taxonomy places the organism in Eukaryota, Metazoa, Mollusca, Bivalvia, Pectinida, Pectinidae. The coding region runs from base 263 to 1237 and encodes 324 amino acids. The transcript has 2 exons. Gene Ontology annotation, cellular component: membrane. Gene Ontology annotation, molecular function: galactoside 2-alpha-L-fucosyltransferase activity. The record is from RefSeq and is a predicted model, not a curated record.
GCGUGAUCAUGAUGACACCUAGCUAUAGGCCUGAGGCUAACCGCGAGCGAUGAUGUCAACAGUCGGUGCUGUGAUCAACACAUCACUGUUUCUACAGAAGCAAGACCGACCGAUCAAAAGACGAUUGUGUCGGUUUUGUGGGGUUUUAAAGCUUAUGACUUGAGAAAAUGUUUUAAUAGCCGGUGAUUACGGACGGUUGACGAAUGUUGCAUAAUUUGAACCUUGUCAACAACUGUACUUGGAUCAGACCUAUCCAAACGCGAUGGGUUUGCUGUAUCCCCAGAAGAGGCUCUUUCUGCUGUUCGUUGUCUUGAGCGUUGUUGUGACUGUGGUACUCCUGUUCAUGUUCAGCUACAUCGAGCCCACUGAUCAUGAUGCGACAGUACCAGUCGCGGAGAACACUGGACAUUCUAGGAGAAAAAGGAUAGCCGUCUCUUUCUGGGGUCGAACAGGAAACCACAUCUUUGAGUAUGCAGCUUUAAUUGGAACGGCAGAUCGCAAUAACAUGACACCAGUCAUAGUAGAAAACACUGAUCUAGUCGACUUAUUUGAUUUUCAAAUUCCAAAGUUAACCGUUCAAAACCCUACAAGGGAGUUUGAAGUUGUGAAUGAAAGACUAGCAGGUGCUUACAAUCCAGAGGUCGAAAAAUUAAAGGAUUUGAAUAAGGAUGUAUACCUCAAAGGUUAUCUCCAAUCUUGGAAAUAUUUUCAUCCUUUUGAAAAAAAGUUGAAACAAAAAUAUUUUAAAUUUAAAGACAAUUUACUGAGAGAGGCAGAUGAAUUUUUAAAUCAAGCAAGAACACAUUUACGAAAAUCCAAGAACUCUUUAUACAUAGGUGUGCAUAUACGACGAGGAGAUUUUGUACGGGCAAAGAGUCGAGGCUAUGGUGCAGUUCCAGUGCCCUAUUUUUACAGGGCUAUGAAUUAUUAUCUGAAAAAGUACAAAGAUGUCAUUUUUGUGGUGUGCAGCAAUGGAUUGACCUGGUGUAAGGACAACUUGGACUCAGACUUUUACCCAAUCCAGUAUUCCACCCUAGGAGACAGUGGUGCUGAUCUUGCCUUACUUUCACGUUGCAACCAUUCAAUUAUUUCUGUGGGGUCGUUUUCCUGGUGGUCAGGUUAUUUGGCUGGUGGAGAAGUCGUUUAUCCGGUCGAUGCCUUCCCUGUCCCUAACACCAGCAUAGGGGACAGUUAUGUAAGAGCCGACUAUUUCCUUCCGGGGUGGACACGGUUAUGAUGUGACCAGUG